This is a messenger RNA of Populus trichocarpa (black cottonwood), 1964 nucleotides long. Its product is annotated as probable 26S proteasome non-ATPase regulatory subunit 3. Gene Ontology annotation, cellular component: proteasome complex; proteasome regulatory particle, lid subcomplex. The coding region runs from base 170 to 1648 and encodes 492 amino acids. Gene Ontology annotation, molecular function: enzyme regulator activity. Gene Ontology annotation, biological process: regulation of protein catabolic process; ubiquitin-dependent protein catabolic process. The transcript is spliced from 9 exons. Lineage: Eukaryota; Viridiplantae; Streptophyta; Magnoliopsida; Malpighiales; Salicaceae. The record is from RefSeq and is a predicted model, not a curated record.
CCCAUUCAUCCACUCACUAAAUAGACAAAAAAAAAAAAACAGAAGAAACUUGGAUGAAAAGAAACGUGAGUGACGCUGAUGCCACAUCCCCAGGAUCAAAACGAGCUCCCAACCGUUACAGAGCUUCUCCAGCUACACUGCUAGCUAAGAUUUGCAGGUCUCAGCAGAAAUGUCCACCGAAGCCCAGAUAAAAAGCACCUCCAGCACCCCCGCUCCUUCUAAUUCCAUCACCUCGCCUAUGGAAGGCUCCCUCAAAAGCUUGAUGGAUAUAGCAUCGCUUAUCGAGACUGGCUCGUGCAAGGAGGAGGUUUUUCAUAUAGCUCGUGCUGUUCGCCUUACUAAUAGCUUGAAGAAGAAGCUGGCAGAGCCUAAUCUGCUCCAAGCUUUUUUGGAUUUUGCCCUUUCUCCACGCUCUGAGCUGCAUAACCGACUAUCUGGAUUUCUUGAUCAUCAGGGAGGUGAGCUUGGAAUGGAAGCUGAUUCUGCAACAUCUGCUCCAGCAAAACGCGUUUCUCCAGAGCUUGAGAUUUACUGUUACUUGCUUAUGCUGCUAUUUCUGAUUGAUCAGAAUAGAUACAAUGAGGCUAAAGCUUUCUCCUCGGCUGCCGUUGUUCGAGUGGAGAACCUAAGCAGAGGUGCUGUUGAAACUGCUGGUGUUCUAGCAUCUAGGGUGUACUUUUAUUACUCGUAUAUCCAUGAGGUCAUAGACGACCUUGCUGAAAUUCGUUGGGACCUUCUUCACUUGCUUACCAUUUCGACUUUGCACCAUGAUGACCUGGGUCAGGAAGCACUUCUCAAUCUGUUGCUUCGUAAUUACCUGCAUUACAACUUCUAUGACCAGGCAGAGAAAUUGAGGUCAAAGGCACUGCGAUUUCAAUCACACACAAUUCAGCAGGUUUGUCGAUACCUGUUUUAUCUUGGAAAGAUUCGGACAAUACAGUUGAAGUAUAAAGAUGCUAGAGAGAGUCUCCUUCAUGCUGCUCGGAAAGCUCCUGUUGCAGCUCAUGGCUUUCGAAUUCUGUGUAGCAAAUGGGCUGUCCUUGUUCAUUUACUAUUGGGAGAAAUACCUGAGAGGACAAUCUUUAAGCAGAGUGGAAUGGAGAGGGCUUUGAGGCCAUACUUCAUGCUUACAAAUGCUGUACGAAUUGGUGACCUGGAGCUAUUUAGGAAUGUUGCAGAAGAUCUUGCUGGUUUUUUCGGAUCAGACAAAACCUACAAUCUGAUUGUUCGACUGCGACAUAAUGUCAUCAGGACUGGGCUACGCAAAAUCAGCAUCUCCUAUUCCCGGAUCUCACUUGCUGAUGUUGCUGAAAAAUUGAAGCUGGACUCUGCAAACCCUGUUGCAGAUGUCGAAAGCAUCACAGCGAAGGCCAUCCGUGAUGGUGCAAUCCACGCUAUUUUAGAUCAUGCAAAUGGGUGGUUGGUAUCAAAGGACACCGGAGACAUUUACUCUACAGCCAAGCCACUCGCUGUCUUCAGCUCUAGGAUUGCUUUCUGUCUUAACUUGCACACUGACGCAGUCAAGGCCCUGCGGUUCCCGCCAAAGACACAAGAAGAGAAAGACUCCGAUGAUUACUGGAGAGAAAGCCAAGUGCUUGAUGAAGAAAUAGCAAGAGAAUUCAUGGACGAGGAUGAGACGUAUUUUUAGAAAGACUCUGAUGCCCCAUGUUUCUGGCCUUCAUUCUCCACUUUCUACAUUUCCUAUUCCUAAACAAACAUGUUUGUUUCAGUAUCAUAUGGAUAGUACUCUGUAUUUCCAUGGUGGAAUCACUAGUUUGAUCUAAUGUUACAAUCCCCAUUUUAGAUAUGCUAUGUACCUGGGGAUGGAUUAUCUCGGACAGACUGUAGAUGACCACCAUUUUCUACCAAGACUACAUUCACUUUUAUGGUUGGUGUCGUUGCGGACCGAUUCCAUAUAUGCUGUUUCUAAUUCGUGGAUUAAAAUCUAGCUUGACGUUUCUGUA